Molecule: messenger RNA, 5822 nt
Organism: Culicoides brevitarsis
Lineage: Eukaryota; Metazoa; Arthropoda; Insecta; Diptera; Ceratopogonidae
Gene: Cngl
Exons: 20
Coding region: 561-5747 (1728 amino acids)
Biological process (GO): monoatomic ion transport; transmembrane transport
Cellular component (GO): membrane
Molecular function (GO): protein-containing complex binding; monoatomic ion channel activity
Source: RefSeq, a predicted model, not a curated record
AAACAAUUAUCUUCACACUUCUUCUUCACACACCAACAACUAUAUAAUAAUAAUAAAAAAUAAAAUAAAUAUUAGAAUAAUAGUUUCAGUGUUAAAAAAAUAUAAAAACUGUGAAAAAAAUUAUAAAAAAUAUUAAACAAGAUUUGUCGCUGCAAAGCACGUCACGCCGCCGCCUGUUCAUGCAUUUUAUAAUGUAGGCACAACCGACACAUCACGUGUGUGUGUGUCCCUCCUGCUGCUGCGGUUGGAAAACAUUUCACAAAAUAAUUUGCAAGACGCACCACUAACAACAACGAAAAAAAAAAAUGAUAAAAAAUAAAUUUCUGUUGCAUGUUGCGUUUUCAAAUUAAAAUUCCAUAUAUUUAUUUCUCGUCUCACACUACGAGUCGACACAUUCAUUUUGCAUUUUAUUAUUUUUGUUGGAACUAACAAGCAACUACCGAGCAACAGCUAAAAGCAACAAAACAUCAUCAACUAGUGGCAUCGUCAUCGCUCUCCGACAAAUUUUGCAUCACAAACACGUUCAAAGGAAGCAAUUAUACAAGAAAAACAUUCAGAAAAUGAAAUUGAGUGUCAGUGCGUAUCGAGCUCAUGCAUCAGCCCACAAGAAAAUUCUGUCAUCAAGCUAUCAGACACAACUCAACUACGGGAGUACAGCUGCCUCUAGCUCUGGCCCAAACUCUACUGGACUUUUUUCAAUGGACCCACCCUCAACUUCGACAUCACUUACACAACAAACACAGAUGACAACUGGUCCCGGCACGGGAACCUUGGCAACUGGCACACAACCAGGCGGCAUCUCGAACCUUCUCAGUCCCACAGAGACCGUUUUAUCGCCAGGCACAAAUACGGGCUCGCUUGCGACAUCGCGCGAAGAAGAAGAAGACUCAACCAACCAAUCGUCGGAUUGCAAAAGUCCCGGAGGCACGCGAACGAAAUCCAAUCAGCGAUGGAUGAAACUGAGAACCACAGUACAAAUAUCAUCGGCAAUACAAAGCAAGAAACCGCCCCUCAAGCGAGAAGAUUCCUUUCUUAAGCGAUUUUCAACGCGACAAAUACCGGAAACACAGGAAACAGUCGAAGAUACAGGUUCCGAAGGUGCCAUUAACGACCAUGAGAAAAAUUCGCGGAGACGCCGCCGCCUAAAAGCCCCCAAAACUGUCGUUAAUCCCGACGAAAAUUUCUACUUUUACUGGCUUAUGUUGCUCACGAUAUGUGUCUUAUAUAAUUUAUGGGUGCUAAUUGUACGACAAAGUUUUCCCGAACUUCAGGAAAAAGCGACCACCUUUUGGCUGGUUUGCGAUAGCAUCAGCGAUUGUGUCUUUGUGUUUGACGUGGUCGUGCAAUUGCGAACAGGAUACUUGGAACAAGGUCUUAUGGUAUAUGACAGUAAAAAACUAGCUGGUCAUUAUUUGAAAUCAAGAGCCUUCAUAUUUGAUUUGGUAGCUUUAAUACCAUUAGAUGCAUUACAGCUUAGAUUUGGUCCGCAACCAAUGUUACGAUUUCCGCGUUUUUUUAAAGUUUAUCGUGCCGUUAAAUAUUACUACAUUGUCGAAAGUAGGACUGUUUGGCCAAAUUUGUGGCGCGUCGUUAAUUUAAUUCAUAUCCUACUGAUAUUAGCACACUGGUUUGGUUGUUUCUACUAUUUGCUGUCCGAAGCCGAGGGAUUUCAGGGAGAUUGGGUCUAUCCAUACCGUCCGGGAGAUUAUGCAACCUUAACGCGAAAAUAUUUAGGGAGUUUAUACUGGUCAACGUUAACGCUGACAACGAUCGGAGAUCUGCCCACACCGGAAACGAAUGCAGAAUACGUGUUCACAAUAACAAGUUACCUAAUAGGCGUUUUUAUAUUUGCUACAAUUGUCGGUCAAGUUGGCAACGUAAUUACAAAUCGCAACGCUAAUCGACUGGAAUUCGAACGAUUAUUGGAUGGAGCGAAGACGUACAUGCGACACCAUAAGGUGCCCGGUGGCAUGAAACGCCGUGUGCUGCGCUGGUACGACUACAGUUGGUCACGAGGUCGCAUUCAAGGUGGCGGCGACAUCAAUACCGCUCUCGGGCUAUUGCCGGAUAAAUUGAAAACCGAGUUGGCACUUCACGUCAACUUGAGUGUGCUGAAAAAGGUGACAAUUUUUCAAGAAUGUCAACCCGAAUUUCUGCAUGAUUUGGUGCUGAAGAUGAAAGCGUACAUUUUUACACCGGGCGACUCCAUUUGCAGGAAGGGAGAAGUAGCGCGAGAAAUGUUUAUCAUUGCAGAUGGGCUUUUGGAAGUUCUGAGUGAGACGGGGAAGGUGCUCACGUGCAUGAAAGCUGGAGAUUUUUUUGGUGAAAUUGGGAUUUUAAAUUUGGAUGGAUUGAAUAAACGAACUGCUGACGUCCGUUCCGUCGGCUACUCCGAACUCUUCUCACUUUCUCGCGAAGAUGUCCUUGCCGCCAUGAAAGACUACCCGGAAGCGCAAGAAAUCCUCCAAACGCUCGGCCGAAAACGACUCAUGGAAGUUCGCUGCGUCAAUAAACGCCAUCCCAAAAUCCCCGUGAAUCCAGCGAAUGAUCCGCAAGCCGGAAGCGGUGCCGCCAUCCGACAAGGCGAAGACAGUAGUGAUAAUAGUGCCUCAAAACGAAUUGUAGAUAAGCUACGCAGCGACGUCAAGGGUUUUAAAAAUGCACUGAGAAAGUCAAGUCGCACAACGACUGGUCGUCUCAGCAACGAGUCAAUUGAACUGCAACCGUUACAAGGAAGCGGAACGCGCACACCGAAAAACGUUCUGCGACGCAUGCCACGCGUCAAAUCCGACGACAACAACGAGGAACAGGAAGGCAAAUACGACAAAGUGAUUAGUCCGAUAGGCGCAGGACUGCCAUUGCUGCAACGAUUGCGACUGUUGAAGGAGAAACAAGAUCGCGAAGAGCGAGCAGCUAAAGCACCAGCAUCAUCUGCACCAUCUAACGCUAAUAGUAUAGUUUCACUUCCAUCAUCAUCACAUUCUCAUGUAAAGUCUGCCAUAUCGCCGCAGGAAUCGAUACAAGAAGAGCCCGAGCAAGAGGUGAUCGGUGCAGGGCUUCCGUUACUGCAACGAUUAAAACUUCUCAAGCAAAAGCAAGAUCAGGAAAUGGAGCAGACGAAGCUUCAACCCACAAUUCUGGCAGGCAGUUCAAUGCCCGUCGGCAUAAGUCCCACAUCACCCACACUAAAAGUCCCUCCAAUGAGUCCGCCAGCAGCGAGCGGAAGCAGCGGCGUCUCUCUCUCACCCACGAAACUCAUGAAAGCCAUUCACAAGGUCUCGUUCAAAGAUCGCAUCAAGAGUCUGCAAUCGGACAAGACAUCCGGCGCCGGUAGCAAAUCCAUUUCGAGCGACAACAGUGAUAUGAAACAGCAUUUAAUUCCGCCUCCAUCUCCGACACAAAGCCAACUACAAGGUCAAAUCACACGUAGUAGUCAGAUUAGUACAACAACUAGUAAUAAUAAUAAUAGUAAUAGUAAAACCAAUAAUACUAGCAAACCGUCCACAGCGCAAACCAUUAAAGAAAAAAUCAAGUCUUUUAGUAAUUUCGAUAAGUUACAUCGCGUAGAUCACGCCUCAUCCAUGUCAUCCGUUCACACGAUUUCGGCAGCAGCAACGACGUCGUCGUCGUCGGGCAGCAGCGCGCCAGUUGCCGGAACCGCAUCCAUCAAACCAUGGUCCAAGCUCAAAUUAGCCACUGUUAUAGGUGGCAGCUAUACAAGUCUGAACAAUGCACAGGCCGAAGAUUCGCCGAACAAAAGCAAAAGCAAGUCGUCCAAAUCGACAAAAGGUGCCGGAGGCUCGGAGCUCAAUCUGACAUCGCGAAAAUCCCUGUCGAACGAGAAAGCGAGUGUUAGUGACAGUGAGCUGAAAAAUCUUCCGAGUACUCGAGUCGUGCCAAAAAUCAAGCAAAAACCGAAGCCGAUUCGGAUCGACCCGAAUCCGAAAAUGUAUCAAAGUGUGGAUGACUUGUCGCCGGAAUACGGUGGCCUGCCAUUCGUGAAAAAGCUGAAAAUCCUGAACGAAAGACAAAAAUUAGCGGAACUCGAGUCCGCCAUCCAAACACGUAGCUUUAGUUUAGACUGUACCGAAACCGCUAACAAUUACGCUCAAGUCGAGCCGCUGUACCGCAGUCAUAGCGAAGCCAGUUGUAUGGCGCCGCGCGGUAUAACCACAACCACGUCAACGACUCCGCAUCAUCAGCAGCCGCUUAACACGACUCCCGUGACGGGCAUUCGACGGAGCUACGUGCUCGAACAGCAGUGCCUCAAUUCCCCGCUGAGUCCCGAGUCGAAUGAGACACGCGAACGCCGCGAACUGAAGAGCAUUCUGAAGAAACUGUCCGAAGACAAGAUCGCCAAUGACGAAGCCGAGGCACGUGGCGACCUGAAUCGCCUCAUGCGCGCACAAACACUCGAAGGGUACGUUGCGAGACACAGCAAAUUCACAAAAAGCGUUACCUUCAACCGUAACACUCUUUCUAGUCCCCCCAAUAGUGCUGGAUUGCCGCCGUUAUCGCCGCAAGCGGUUUCCCCUCACGUCAGAGACGACGCUCUCUAUCCCCCUCCUCCCGUUUCGCCAGCAGCGGCGGCGGCGGCGGCAGCGACGUCAAUUUCCGACGUUACCACGAUGACAACGACGAGUCUCGUUUCGCCCACGGAAAUUACCACGACGAAAAUUAGCACGAAACAAAUUAUCACGGAGCAGGAAAUUCAUCAUGCGAAACUUGCGGACGACUCGUCGCCGCUUAAACCUCCUUUCUUUACAGCAAUGUCUCCCAAUCAGCGGAAUAUCAUCAAAGGUGGCAUUGAAGAGCACGAAUAUUUUGGUGAAAUUCUGCUGGGCAUCAAGCAAGUCAUUCAGAGUCACUUGAAGGAGGUGCAGGCAAAGUUUUACGAAAAGUUUGUCGAUUUGGAGGAGGAAGUGAAGCAACGUGAUAUGAUAAUUGUGCAGCUGCAAACGAGAAUUCAUGAGCUGGAACACGGAAGAACGUGUGGUAGUAGUAGGUUGGCACAGCUCAAGGAUAGCAUUGAGAAUAAGGAGAGACCGAGUAGCGGCGGAUCAGGGUCGUCCAAUGAGUUGCCUUUCAUGCGCGGUGACUCCUUAGACACAAUUUUCGCAUCGUCACCGCCCUCUGAAGGCCAAUUGACACGCUCAAAAUAUCGCAACCGCAAACGAAUUUCGCCGAAACAUCGUGCAAUUAACAGUCAAUCAUGGGAAAGCAGCGACCAAGACAGCUUCGAUCAACCCCAGCGACGUGAUAGCAUGGUUGUUAGCAGUUACACGGGUAAUUUGGUGCCAGACAGCGUAAUUCUCGACAUGGGCACAAGCACGAGUUCCAAUGACUCGCAAUCCGACGAAGAAGCUCUCGAGGAGGAGGCGGAAGAGGAGCAAGAAGAAGAAGAACUCGAGGAAGAAGAAGAAACCUGCGACGAAGACGACGAUCAAGUGAACGAACUCCAUUCGAACGACUGGGAAGUCCGGAUGCUCGCAGCGGAGUUAGAUAAACGCGAAAGCAAAUCUGCUGGCGACAUGCGAGGCACAGAUGUCGAUGAAAGUGACGGCUUGCUGAGACGAAGACGCAAACGCAGUUACACCACAGAUACGGAUUACACGGAUUCCGACAUGGAUAUGAAUAGUGCAAGACCGCGAGCUGGCAGCUUGGACCAAUAUAACUUGCGACGGAAGGAAAGAACGCGAGGCGUCUUCAAAGCAAUGAGCUUCGAUCGGGACAAAGAUAAGCUUUGAGACAUAAGAGUCACAUACGACAUUUACAUGUUUGCAACAAACGUAAUUGAUUAGAAAUUUUCUCUCACAUUUCCC